Symbiodinium natans is the source of this 2979-nucleotide messenger RNA. Lineage: Eukaryota; Dinophyceae; Suessiales; Symbiodiniaceae. The record is from the annotation of a GenBank genome assembly.
AUGCUCACGGUAAGUGCCGCCGAGCGGCUGGCCUCGCCCGGGGCCGCCCAGGUGACCAUGGCUUGCCGCGCGCGCCAGGUCAUGAGCAACAAGAAGCGCCUCUGGGCCUUCAGCGGCCAGCACUUGGCGAAUAUCGCCUGGGCCAUCGCGAAGCUUCUCGCGGGCGGUUCUGCGGCUCGGCUGCUCAAAGAAGCGGGCGCUACUUCAGCAGAGGAUUUUCUGAAGCCCAUCUGUGCAGCACUGGCAGCUCGUGUCGGAGAUCUGAAUGCCCAGGAACUCUCCAUGGCGGCCUGGGCGCUGGCCACUGCCGGGCACGACAACCCGCUGGCUGCCCAAGUGGUGGAGUCUCUGGCCAAGGCGUCCCGGAGUCAACCUGGUGGAGCCAACGCGCUCAGCGCCCAACAGCUGGCGACGUUGGCUUGGGCUUGUGCCCGACUGGGCUGCCGCUGUGAGGCGGUGCUGAUGGACAUCGCCAAAGCAGCUACGCCACGCGUGGCGCGAGGAGACUUCAACGCCCAGGACCUCGCCAACAUGGCUUGGGCCUUCGGUCGUCUGGAGCUCUCAGCCGAAGGGCUGAGGAAGGCUUUGGCGAAAGCUACUCUCAGGCUCUUGGCGCCUUCCAGUCGCCGGGGUGGAGGCCAUGGCUUUAGUGCCCCGCAGCUUGCAGUCAUGGCCUGGUCUCUUGCACGAAUGGGUCUCCGGGAGAAUGAGACGGCAGCCCUCAAGGCCAUUGCCGAGGAGGCGACACAGCGCGUGUCGGAUCUCUCGCCGCGGGAUGUGACUGACAUCGUCUGGGCCCUGGCGCAUGCCCAGACCCCCGCCACCGAUUUUCUGGCCGUGGCCGCAGACUACGCCAAGGCGCGCCAGUCCGCCUUCGGAACCCAGGACCUGUUGCGUUUCCUGGGGGCCUUUCGUCGGGCAGGUGGAGAUGCGGAGGCCUAUGCCGAGAUGGCAUCGAGGCAGCAGGAGCUCCACUAUGACUUCCCGGUGCUAUCGGGCCUCCAGGUGGCCCUCCAUGCAGAAACCCCGGGGCAGCCUGGGCGCUCGCGCCGCCGUGUGCGUGCAGCCGCACUCAGGGAACAGUCGGAGCUGCAGGGCGAUCCGCAGCGCGCCGACGGAGGCACCACAGGAGUUGCGCUGUGGGAAGCCUCUUUUGUACUGGCCGAGUGGCUAUCCAGGCGAGGCGAUGAGGCUGGCGGCCUAUCAGCAUGUUCUGCCUUUCAGGAGCUCUUCAAGGGCGCCCGCAAAGCGCAGCGGGCAAGGUGGCGCAGCUGGCGUGGCAAGGCGGGUGUGGAGCUCGGCGCGGGGUUGGGUUUGCCUUCCAUCGUCGCCUCCCAUCUCGGCGCGGACAUCGUGGCGACGGAUGGCGAUGCAUCGGUCUUGAAACUGCUCCGCCGCAAUGUGGAGCGAAAUCGAGGGCCAGGCGGUCUGCGGGCGGAGCCUCUGCUCUGGGGCGCCGAGGAUCCUCUGGCCAAAGUCGGCCUCGCUGAGCGCCCGGACUUUUUGCUGGCCGCUGAUGUGAUCUACGCAUCGGCCAAAGAGGCCCUGAGCCGCCAGCUCCUGGACACCCUGCUGAGGCUUGCGCGGCCGCAGUCGGUGGUCAUCAUCAGCAACAUGAGGCGAUUUCACGAGGGCCAGGCCAAGGGGGAGGGCCGCUUCUUCGCCCUGGCCGACCGCUGCUUCGCGCGCGUGGCGCUCGCGCCCAGCGAGUUGCAUCCAGAUUUCAGGCGAGCAGGCGUUGGAAGCUGCGAGAUUCACUUGCUUCGCCUACGUGGCGAUGCCAUCCCAGAAGCGCCGGUGGCGGUAGCGCCCAAACGGUCCCGCCUCGGCAGCAAGGGGACGAAGAAGGUGAAGAGGCCGAAGCGGGGGAAUGCUACCGCAUCGGCUCAUGAGGCAGAGGAGUCUGGCGCCCAGCCCACAAGCAGUGCCGGUGCCGCCGCUUCCCUGGUUGGCCACCGCCGGAAAAGAGUCAAGCCCCGCGCGCACCUGCCGGGCAGGAGCCAGCCACAGCGGCCACAGCGCAAGCGCCGCCGUGCUGCAUCCCUCAUCAAGGCUGCCCAAGAAGGGGUCGCAGCCGUCCGCACGGGUGCCGGCGAGAUGAGGGAAGGCGUGGAGGCAGAUCUGAAGGCCUGGCUCGGCAGCGAGUUCAAGUCGCUGGAUGGCAAAUGCUCGGGCUACGAGCGGCGAAUCCACGACGCGACGCUCAAGCAUCGCAGAGCUGAAGGCGAGGCGCGGCUGAAGGAGGCGCAAGAGGUGGCCAACUGUCAGAAGAGCACCGUGGCCGUGCUGAAGCAUCACCAGCAGGUGAAGGAGCUGACCACAGAGGACUUGGUGAAGGCGAUUGCAGGUGAUGCAGAGACCGUAUCGAAGGAGAAUUUCCUCGCCUUCUUCGACAGCUGUGAGAAGCAUGAGGAUGCUCCAGUUCCGGACAAGGAGGAAUUGAGCAGGUUCUUCGACCAGCUGGAUGACGAGAAGGAGGGCUUUCUGACCCAGGAGCAUAUGCUGACCGUCGUCCGAACGCUGAAGAAGGUGACCAAGGAGACCAUGAUCACCAAGGAAGCUGAUGUGUCGGAGGACACCCAAGCCCUGGUGAAACUGGAGGCGGGCGACAUCGUGGAGCUCCUUUCGGAGCCGAGCGAGCAGGGUACCCUGCUACGGGCAAGGUGCCGCUCCAUGAAGGAUGGUACCCGUGGCUGGGUCACCAUCAAAGGUAACCAGGGCGCCAUCUUCCUGACGGACGGCGGCAACACCUGGAGGGUGCAAAGGGAAACCAUCCUGACCAAGGGCUUCGACAUCAGUACCAUGGCCGAGGAGGACCGGAAACUCAAGCCUAACGAGCUGGUUGGCCUGCGAGAAUGGAUGCAGAAGGACGAGAAGUCUGGCCUCAUGCGGAUGAAGUGCAAGACGAAAAACGACGGCACGGUUGGAUGGGUUACGGCCGUUGGGAACACCGGGACGGUGUUCCUGACGGCGCACUGA